AUGGACGACCUGGACAACACCACCCUGCUCCUUGCCCCGUCCUCUCUGCUGCCUGACAACCUCACCCUGUCGCCCAACACCAGCAGCGCGAGCGCCAGCACCUUCUCGCCUCUCGCUGUCACCUCCAGUCCCGGUCCUGGGCUCAGCCUUGCUCCGAGUCCGAGCAUCGGCUUCAGCCCCGAGUCGACCCCGACUCCAGAGCCCACGAGCAGCAGCCUCGCGGGCGGUGUGGCAGGCCAGGGUUCCUCCGCCUUCCCCCGGCCCUGGAUCCCCCACGAGCCCCCGUUCUGGGACACGCCGCUCAACCACGGGCUGAACGUGUUUGUGGGCGCUGCCUUGUGCAUCACCAUGCUGGGCCUGGGCUGUACCGUGGACGUGAACCACUUUGGGGCGCACGUCCGUCGGCCCGUGGGCGCUCUGCUGGCUGCGCUCUGCCAGUUCGGCUUCUUGCCACUGUUAGCUUUCUUGCUGGCCCUCGCCUUCAAGCUGGAUGAGGUGGCCGCGGUGGCCGUCCUCCUAUGUGGCUGCUGUCCCGGUGGAAACCUCUCCAAUCUCAUGUCCUUGCUGGUGGACGGCGACAUGAACCUCAGCAUCAUCAUGACCAUUUCCUCCACGCUCCUAGCCCUGGUGUUGAUGCCCCUCUGUCUCUGGAUCUACAGCCGGGCUUGGAUCAAUACCCCUCUGGUGCAAUUACUCCCCCUAGGGGCAGUCACCCUGACUCUCUGCAGCACUCUCAUCCCAAUUGGGCUGGGUGUCUUCAUUCGAUACAAAUACAACCGGGUGGCUGACUACAUCGUGAAGGUUUCCCUGUGGUCUCUGCUUGUGACUCUGGUGGUUCUUUUUAUAAUGACUGGCACCAUGCUGGGACCCGAACUGCUGGCAAGCAUUCCUGCAACGGUUUAUGUGGUCGCCAUUUUUAUGCCUCUGGCAGGCUACGCCUCGGGCUACGGCUUAGCUACUGUCUUCCAUCUUCCGCCCAACUGCAAGAGGACUGUGUGUCUGGAAACAGGAAGUCAGAACGUGCAGCUCUGUACGGCGAUUCUCAAGCUGGCCUUCCCGCCACGGUUCAUAGGCAGUAUGUACAUGUUUCCUUUGCUUUAUGCCCUUUUCCAGUCUGCGGAGGCAGGGGUUUUCGUUUUAAUAUACAAAAUGUACGGCAGUGAGAUACUGCACAAGCGAGAUGCCCUUGAUGAGGAUGAAGACACAGAUAUUUCUUAUAAGAAACUGAAAGAAGAGGAAAUGGCGGAUACCUCCUAUGGCACCGUGGGGACAGAUGACUUAGUGAUGAUAGAAACCACCCAGACCUCCCUCUGA
Messenger RNA from Apodemus sylvaticus (European woodmouse), 1314 nucleotides. It is a transcript of the gene Slc10a4, whose product is annotated as solute carrier family 10 member 4. Gene Ontology annotation, cellular component: membrane. Gene Ontology annotation, biological process: bile acid and bile salt transport. The record is from RefSeq and is a predicted model, not a curated record. Bases 1 to 1314 code for a protein of 437 amino acids. Lineage: Eukaryota; Metazoa; Chordata; Mammalia; Rodentia; Muridae. Gene Ontology annotation, molecular function: bile acid:sodium symporter activity. The transcript is spliced from 3 exons.